Molecule: messenger RNA, 1317 nt
Organism: Mycena indigotica
Lineage: Eukaryota; Fungi; Basidiomycota; Agaricomycetes; Agaricales; Mycenaceae
Exons: 6
Coding region: 1-1317 (438 amino acids)
Biological process (GO): SCF-dependent proteasomal ubiquitin-dependent protein catabolic process
Cellular component (GO): SCF ubiquitin ligase complex
Molecular function (GO): protein binding
Source: RefSeq, a predicted model, not a curated record
AUGUCCGACCUUGAUGAGCUUGCGAGAUUCCGUGAGGAGUGGAAACGGGAAGUCGAGCAACGACGCAACCCUCAACCUACCGCCUCUGCCGCCUCUGAAACCUCUCAAAGGCUUCAUAAUAUCACUUCCGACUUCAAUGGGCUUUCUCUAGAGUAUACUGAGCCGUUACCUGGUCCAUCAAGCGAAACUGUCUCGGGCCGCGUCCCGACCUCCACUUUUUUCACCAAUAGCGUCAUCCCCGACUCGGUUCGGAGCGCUUUGGCGGUCUACAAGCGCGCCAUUCAGCACGAGCAGCAGGGAGAGUUAGACGAGGCGUUGAGAUUGUACCGCCAGGCUUUUCGCAGUCACCCAGAUAUCGACAGGGUUUACAUGUCGAUGGAGCUGUUGAAUUCGAUAAACGUCGCUCAGACUGAGGAACCUGAGAAGCUGGACACUCGGGAACGAGAGAAAGUUUUGGUCAACACCAGAGAACAAACAAGCGUUUCUGUCAUCCCAACCUCGCUCGCCAAAGUGAUCAAUGGAUUUCCUCAAGACAUCGUUUUCUUACCCGAGGACGAGAAACUACCUGUUCAUCUAAAUGUGCUUCCUGAAGAACUACUUGUUGCGAUAAUACGACGGCUGGAUCACACAACAAUCGAGCGAUUCGGUGCUGUCAGCAGAAGGGCACGCGUCCUUACCCUAGAUUCGUCUGUUUGGAGAGAGCUUGUCGUCUUGGUCUACAAACAUCCACAGAUCCCCCACUUCGAGAGCAUCGUUCCGGUCAUAGCGCGAUAUCAGUCUGACUUUCGCCGCCUUUUCGUUGAGCACCCGCGGCUUCGCCUUGAUGGAGCGUACAUCGCCGUCUGCCACUACGUACGACCUGGCUUGAGUGAGAACACAUGGGUCAACAUCAGCCAUCUGAUCACCUACCAUCGCUACCUCCGAUUCUUCCCUGACGGGAAGGUAUUGUCGCUGUUGGCCAACGAGGAAACCCCUCCUGCACAAGUAAUUCAUACUCUGAAGCUUUCAUUGCGCAAGAAGGGCUUGUACAUUGGCACGUGGCGAUUAGCAGGCUCAAACGUGAUAAUAUCCAAUCUUAUCGACGCCAGUGGGCGGUUCCCCAUUCCGCCUCAACCAGUUUCUGCGGAUGAGCCAUGUGCUCGAUAUGCUUUCAGUAUGACGUUGAACCUUCGUUCUCGUCCUCUUGGCCGCUGGAACAAACUUGAGUUGACAUCAUACAACUCGGUUCAUAUAGAGAGUGGAGAUUCUUCGCCGUUACCCUUGAAGCACGACCGUCCGUUUUGGUUCUCAAAGGUCAAAUCGUUUCCGGCCUUUUGA